GUUUACGAGUCCAUGUUUCUUAUGGAAAAUUUCCACCGAUAGACACCACCGUUACGAGUGCAGAGAAGCAUUUAAGUUCAGUUUAGAUUAUACACUGAAAACCCUGUAGCCUAUUCCCAGUAGAUAAUCAUUGACAAAUUCCUCUGCAGUUAAAGAAAUCCAACAGCACAUCAGACUUCUACUAUUUAGAUAUGGAUUAUGAACACAGACAUACUAAAGGAUCAUAUUUGUUGUCAUCACCUGUUUAUUUAAAAGGAGAAUGUUUGGUGAAAAAUGGGCUCUUAGAGAAUACGAUACCCCAGAGAAACUUUCUAACUGCUGAUACUCUACCUGUACCAUCAACAGAUAACAAAUUAUUGUCAACUUUAAGAUUCCAAACCAAAAAUCAUAUUUUGACUCCUUGUCGGAUAGAAACAGUUAACUCUACUCAUGAUGAAUGCAACACAAAAGAGCCAGCUGAUGACUAUACUACAUUCAAAUCCAAACCUGUUGAUUGGUUACAGAAUGCUAUCGUGAAAAUUUCAGAUGUCCUACCACAGAAUAUAUUUGAUUGUGGCUGUGGUGAAACUGCAGAAAAACAACUUGUUCAGGAUAAAUUUGAUUUAUCGAUAAACGAAUGCAAAGACACGUGCAGGCAGCCUAAGAUAGACUUAAUUAGCUGCAUAUCUUCUUCUGUUGUUGAUGGAAGUCCGUCAAGGGAGAGAAAAAAGAUUUUAGGACAACUGAUUCAAACUUGUGUCAAUAAGGAUCCAGAAUUCAUACUUAAGGCAGCUUUGUACUGCCGUAGAGAGCUCAAUAUACGUACUACAACUAACCUGUUAAUAGCAAGUGCUUGCUUUCACGAAAAAUCUCAAGCUUUUGUUAGCAAGUACUUUUCAGCAUGUAUUAAUACACCAUCAGACUGGUUGGAAGUUACUGAAUAUUAUGCAGUAAUAAGUGGUAAUUCAUCCUUAAAAGGGAUGCCUAAAGUCUUACGAAAGAAUUUGACUGUGAAAUUUUCUGAAUUCGAUCAGUACCAGCUAGCUAAACACUGUAGGCACAAAGCAAGAGCUAAUCGUUCUGCGAAAUCAAAGCUGCAAAUAAAACAACCGUUUGGUGAGACAAUGGAUACACAGGUGUAUACCUUCAUUCAUAGGUUGACAAAUUCACCUCCUGUUUAUUUUACUAUGAAAGAUAUUAUUCGUAGACUGCAUAUAUCAAGUCCUAGACUGAAUGUGAUGUGCAUUCUUGGUAAAACGUAUCCAUUGGAUGCUACUGAUUUUAUCCGUAUGGGACUGGAAGGAGAUUGGGAUGAGUCUAAAGCAGGAAAACGCAUGAAACUUCCUGUUCCCUUAACAUGGGAAACAGAAUUGUCUGUCAAUGGUAAUAACGCAAAUUCUUGGACAAAACUUAUCACUUCUAAUAAAGUACCACAUAUGGCGAUGUUAAGAAAUCUACGAAAUAUCCUAAAAUCUGGUAUACCUAACCAUAUCCAUGAAAUAGUAUUGAAAAGACUUACAGAUGCUCGUAUUAUCAUUGAUGGAAAGCAAUUCCCUUUUCGUUACUUCACAGCCUUUGAUACUAUCCAUAAAUUAAAAACUGAGUUUGUGUUAACACGAUAUUUAAGGGCAAUGCACGAAAAAUAUAAUAAAGUAUACAAGGUAAUAUCCAGAAGACGGACUAAAAGAUGUUUUUGGGUAGAAGAUUAUCUUAAAAAAGUUAAUUCGAUACGUUGGACGUAUGAUACUAAAUUGUUGGGUCGAUAUCAAAAGGCUUUAAACACAGCUUUAGAAUUAUCAAUCCAGUAUAAUCUGCCCCCAGUUUGUGGUUCAACAUUAAUUAUUUGUUCUACUAGUAAAUACACAAAUCGUUCUGCACAGAAGAAGUCAUCAGGAUCAAAAUCUUACAUGCCUAUAAUGGGAUUUCUUCUUGGAGCAAUGUGUACAUCUAUAUGUGAAGCUCCUACAACUUAUGUUACAGUUGAUAAUGAAUAUAAUGUAACUCCUUUAGAAACAAUUCUUGAACAAAGCGAAUUAAAACAUAAUCAUGUUAAGAGUAAUAACAACCAAAGAGACAAAAUUAAUUGUAGAAAAAGACAAAAGAUGACUAAAUCUGGAUAUAUGGAUAUUGGCAUUUUGCAAAAAGUGAAUUUAAUUUAUGAAAAACGAGGUUCUGUCACGUCUACUUCAAUCACAUCAGUUUUGGAGAAAUUCUAUGCCCAUCGUAAACAGUUCGAUAAAAUUGUUGUCUUUGGAGACUGUCACCAGCACAUUAUUGAUUAUGUCGCAAAUUAUCGUGCUUAUAUUGGACCUAUAAAAGCGAUAUGGGGUAAUUUAAGUGGUGAAGACAAAUGGUCAACACAAUGUUCUAAGGAUGGUUGGAUUGAAUUUAAAGGAUGUACAGAUCAAAUACUUCGGUAUAUUGCAGAACCGAAUGAAGAUAAAUUACUUGAACGUGUUGAAAAAAUUGAUGAAAUCUAUAGAUUGAAUGUUGACACAAUGUAUCAGUUCAACUGUGAAGAUAAACAUGCGACAAAAACUAAUAAUGAUAAAAUGUUAUCUCAACGAAAUUAUUUUAAAUCAGCAUGGAGUUGUUGUCAGUUAUUCAUUUCAUCAACAUUUCUUGAUAUGUACGGUGAACGUGAUUUAAUCUGUGGUGUACUUGUGCCUGCUCUUCGUGAAAAAAUUGCAAUACCUUUAAGAGUACACUUAAAUGAAAUUGACUUACGUUGGGGAGUUCCUGAAAUGACUACCUAUAGUUCAAAUGCUUUACAGAUAUGCUUAGAGCAGGCAGCUGCAUCUGAUAUAUUUGUGCUGUUACUAGGAGAUCGUUAUGGAUGGGUACCGAAUGAAGUUCAAAUUAAUGGUUUACCUAAACCAUUAUUGGCUGAAGUGCUUAAAUUUUACAAACCAGGGAUGUCUGUGACUGAAAUGGAAUACCAUAUAGCUAAACAAACCGCUCUAUCCAAAUUUUCAUUGCAUGAGAGACAGAAUGGUAAAAUAAAUGUUCAAGAAGCAGUACGCCUUCGGAUUUGUGUUUUCAUUAGGGAUUCCAAAUGCAUCAAGGAUGUACCGAAUGAAUUAAGAAAUGACUUUGAGGAAGUUGACAAGGAAAGAAGUAAACGUCUUCAUGCCUUCAAAGAAUUAAUUCAAAGUGAUGGGGUUGUUGUCUUCAAUAAUUAUCCUGCUCAGUUCAAUCGUCUAUUCACUGAUCAUCCUGUAAUGGAAAAUUUAUAUGAAUUUGGGAAUACAUUUCUGUCAGUAAUAAAAUCUUUACUUUUAAAAUUUUACAAAACUCCAAAGACUGACAAUCAUCCAUCAAUUUGCAAACCAUUGAAUACCACUGACUUUUUGCGAGUAUAUGUAUAUUCAGCAGCAUGUGUGAUUGGAGAACGUCAUCUUCUUGAAGUUGAACGCGCCUUCAUUGCAUUGAAUGACAAGGGUCGACAAGCUCAUCUUAGUCGAACUAUGGCAUUUAAUCGCACCACUUCUGACAUACAUCAUGCAUCAAAUUAUUCCGCCAAAUUUCGUGGUUGUGAUGGAGGUGUUCUGCUGAUCACUGGAUCUCCCGGCAGUGGUAAAACAACAUAUUUAUCCGCCUUGGCACUUUCUCUAACCGAAACAGAUUGGUAUCCACCUCAUUCUGUGGGUUCAACACAGUCGUUUACGUCUAGCCGAAAGGAACAUUCAGUGACAUUGAGAAAAGAUGUGGCUAGUGGGAUUAGAUUUGCUUCUCAGCGUCCAGUACUUGCCAAACAUCAUAUAUUUAUACAUUUCUGUGGUGGUUUAGCAGUCACUUGUUUACCACCGAAGAGGUCGUUGAUCGUUAUGCUUAAAAAAUGGACAAGUCGUCUUCUUACUGAACUUAAAGAAUUAUGUGCGUCUAGCGAAGCAGCUAAAAAAUUACUGAAUCAAAUUGAGUUGUCCAUUAAAAUGUCUACUUCUUCAACAAAUAUGAAUACAUCAUCUUCUGAUUCACCAUCAAUAUCAACAAUUCAAUGCUUUACACGAAUCAUCAACUUUAUUGGUUAUUUACAGAAGUUACGUUUUGUGUUUCUAAUCGAUGACUGUCAUCUACUGCAGCCAAUGACUUUCGAAUGGUUGCCUAUGGUACUGCCUAAGAAUGUUCGAUUUGUGUUGACUUGUGAUUCAAAAUCUCCUAUUGCUAGAAGUUUAUCUUCAAGAGUUGAUUGUCUCCUCUUACCUGUAUCUGGAUUAACAACAAAUGAACGUUGUGUAGCAGUGCGAAGUUUACUCGCACGAUAUGGAAAAGUUCUGAAUGAAUCUGGUUUUCAAAAUCAGUUAUCUAUGUUGGUUCGCAAACGUGAUGCCGAUAUUCCACUUUAUUUGAAACUUGCUUGUGAAGAAUUGCGUUUGUUUGGUAAUUUUGAACAGUUAGAUGAGAAAUUAAAACAAUUACCUGAAACUAUCUCCAGCUUUGUUGAACAUGCUAUCACAAGAGUGGAAUUAGAUUGUGGAUUACACCUAACUAGAAUUGUACUCGGUUUUCUGACGUGUUCUAAAUAUCCACUAUCAACAGAUGAACUGCAUAAUUUAAUUGACAAUUGGUUAUAUGAAUCAAUCGUGGAACAAAGAUCUGAAGAUGGUGAUGUUGUUGAUAAUUCAGACCCUUGGAAAGAGUUAAAAGUGCCAAAUGAUGAUGAUGCAUCAGUACACCUUAAUGAUAUGAUUUCAAACGAAAGUAUUAUACAGAAAGUGAUCUCUGAUCCAUAUUUAAUCGAUAAGCUUAAAUACAAAUGUUUUUCAGCACAGCCUCAUUUACCAUCCCUUGCUUUACAUAUUUUGCUAACUGGUCUGCAUCCACUACUGUCAGGUUUCAGCAGUGAAGAAAACUUUACUAAUAUGGAUGAUGAUGAUGAUGAUAAUGAAGGAUGUGAAAAUUCAAGUGAAACAAUAGCCAAACAAAAGCUUAACAUAUGGAAUCUUGGAUCAAGGGCUAUAACUUUCAGAAGUCGUGAAAUAUGUGAUUUAGUCUAUGAUAUUUGUUUUAAUCGAUCGAAUGAUACAUCAAAACAUAAACAACUUGGUUAUUACAAGAAUUUCACUAAAGUGUCAAAAGGCAACAGUAAUAAUAAUAAUACUAGCGUAAAAACAGUAACACUCAAUACAAUACAUCGUAUUUUAGCCAACAGACUUUCAAAUACGAAGGAUAUGGUUUACCACUUGUAUCAUGCUCAAAGGUUGGAUAUAGUUGCAUGCCUACUUAUUAGUCCAACAUUUCUUAUGCAUCAGUUACAAUCUGGAAAUGGUCUGACGUUAUUAGAAGACUUUAGAAGAUUUUUGAAAACAGAUAGAAGUCUUUCAUUGUCGUCUGUAAGUAAUUGUAAUUAUCCAUCAUUCACUUACAUGAAAGACCGAAUAAUGGAUAUGCAAAAUUUUAUUGCAUCGAAUUAUCAAUUUUUAACUGAGCAUCCUUCUUCUUUUGCUGAACUGGCUAUUAAUCAGAACACUCUCAAUCUCAAACAGCUUGCUGCACGCCAAAUGUUUUUCCGAAUUAAACCAGAUGAAAAUAUUCUCUAUAGUCUACCAAAAGUUAUUCAACCAGCUUUUAUUUAUAAACCGAUCACACCUUUGAAUGGUUCACAAGAUGUAGCAAUUUCUGUUGAACUUAAUCGAACUGGUACUUUAUUAGCCUAUGGCACUGAGUCAGGUACAGUCAGCGUCAUCGAAGUAGAGUCUAUGAAGGUGCUAUGCUCAUUUCAUGGACACAAUUUACCGGUACUCAGUUUAUGUUUCAUUGAUAAUGGGUACGGUUCUAAUAAACCGCAUGGAAUUUCUACUUCACAGCUGUGGUUAGCUAGUACCUGUCAAGAUGGUGGUAUAAUUAUAUGGGAUAUAUCCAGUGUGACUACAGAAGCUCCAUCUUCAACAACUCAGUGUCUCAGCCGUCAGUUAUGCUCUUCCAGUGGGUAUCAUCGCCGACCUGUAACUGUUUCUGCUUGGCAUCCGCAGCGACAAGUCUUAGCUACUGGAAGUUUGGAUUGUUUAGUUUGCCUUUGGGAGAUGAGUGAAUUGGGUUUUGGAUCACUUUCUUAUGCGAAACCAUCCAGUUUGAGUAAACUCACCCCUAGCCAAAAAAUUAAAACCCAUUCUCCUGUCAAUGCACUUGUUUUUCGGUUAUCAGACUAUACAUCUGACAACGAAAAUUCUAUUUCUAAUGAUGUGAUGGCCAUAGGAUGUUGGGAUGGUUUUGUUUAUUUCUACAAUCUCGUAUCUAGAACAAAUAUAAUGUCUCUCUCAGUUUCACCAUUUUCCAUAUCUUCACUGGCUUAUUCACCAAAUGAUACUAAUAUCUUGGCUAUUCUCGACAAACAAGGUCAAACUCAUCUUUUGGAUGCCGAUAUGUUUGUCUCUUUUGGUAAUUUAACUGAAGAAGUUAACUCGUCAACAGCUGACACUUCAACCUGUUCUGAAGAAUCACUGCAUUUGUCAUCCGUAGAAUGUGGGAAAUUAUGUUUCUCUAAACCAAAUGGACGCUACCUUAUUCAAACGGGAAAUGGUAUGUCAGGCAGUCGAAUCAAUGUCUGGAAUGCACGUCUUGGUGUCCCUAAGGGUCCGUGGAUUGAUUUAAACAGACUUGAAAGAGAAGGGGAAAGGUCAAUAUUUGUGACAACGUAUGCACUUGAUGUGAAUGGACACCAUAUUAUAAAUGGAUGGAAUGACGGCAUCUUUACUGUUGUUUCAAUUGACAAUGGCGACACUUUAUUCAUUUCUGAUAAUCUAGUCCCCUUGAUAAAUGAUAAGUCAUCAGUUGAGGCUAUUGCCUGUAGCCAUUCACCUUUCCGUCACAAUGCAAGCCUUUUGAUUGUUGGGUGGUCUUCUGGAGCAGUUAGAUUAUUCCAUUGCGAAUUCAACUCAAGAAUUGAUACUAGGACGGAUGACAAUUUAGUUGUUGAUGCCGAAGUGUUUGUUAAUCCCACUCUGUGCUUUACUCACAUAAUUACAUUUUGGUCACAUUCUAUUGAGCAUGCAGAGAAUGGUAUAGGUGAAGCUGGCGGUACUCUGUGUGUUGCAACUUCAAAUUCUAUUGCAGUCAGCGGAGGAGGGAAUUGUGAAACUUGGGUCUAUUUUAUUGAUACCAAACUGAAAAUCUUUUCGACUGAAUCAGUCUGCCUAAGAAAUCAUAAUGGCCAAGUGACCGCAGUAGAUAUAUCAAGCAGGUAUAUAGCUACAGGCUCCAAAGAUAAAAAUGUAGCUGUCUAUGAAUAUGAUCGAUCCAGCAAAACAGUCAGACUGAAACAUAUGAUACAUUAUGCAGCAGAUGACUGGAUUACUUCACUGGCAUGGUCGCAUACUUUAAAUAAAUCUGAUUCAACAAAUUUAUCACUUUUUAUUGGAAGUAAUGAUCAGUUAAUACGUAGAUACUCUAUUGAUCAAAAUAGUUGUAAAAUUCAACAAACACUUGCUUCACAUAAAUCUGAGAUCAAAUCUUUAGAUUUCAAUUAUCCUUAUUUGUUUUCUGCUUCCACUGACGGUCACAUAAUUGUUUGGAAGUGUGAUAAAACAGACGUCUUUCAGUUUGUCAGCCAAAUGAAUAUUUCGGUCAGCUUAAACUCCAAUGAAAUUAUCAAAACUUCAACAAGUCUGGUUAAGAUUGAAUCGUUCACUCCAAAGUAUUUUAAUUCAAAAUCGAAGAAGAGGAAAGCUUUGAAUUCUCAAAGUGAACCUGAAGUAGACUGUGAAUCGAAUGAAGUAGAAUUCAAUAACAGUCGUCUUGACAAUGAACAGGAUGAAACCAUCCAUCUAGAUGAUAAAAAUUCUUUUGUGGAUAUGAAUAUCAAUAGGCCUUCAACUGAAUGUACACUGAAAAGAAAAGAUAUCUCUGAUAAUGAUGAACAAGUCCAGGAAUUUGAAAUAUUCGGCAAAUGCAGAAAACGCCAUGGAAUGAAUCGAGAGUUAUUCAGGGAUACAGAUAUAAAACUUCUAGUUGGUCAGAUAACUACAUCAUCAUCCUCUGAUAGACAUCGGGGUUUUCGCUUCCGGACAUAUGCACCUUGUAUCUUAGGUUAUCAUGCUACUCUGAGUGGACAUGCUGGAUUGAAGCCAUGUGGAAUAACUUGCGCUAAAUCUCCAAAUUCAUAUGAAGAUAUCCUACUUGUCAGUGUAGCUGGUCAAAAUAGUGAAGCUAAUACACUGGGUUGUGAUAUUCGACUUUGGAAUUUGCCUCUACCUGAUACUUCUAUACUUCAUGAACCAAUUCAGCAUACUGGCCCAGUGAUAUCGGCUGAUCAUUUAAAAGUGACAAAUAAUUUACGAAUAUGUAUAUCUGGUUCAACAGAUGGCAUUUGUACAUUUUGGGCUAUCAUUGGAUCAACUCCAAUGAACAUGGAACAGACCGCUUCACGUUUUGAAUUUCUACGCAUGAAUUCUAUUACAUGGAAACCUUUGAUAUGUUUGACUAAUUCAUAUAGACAAUUGAAAUAUCCUAUAAACUGUAUUGUUACACAAAUAUGGUUAACUGAUGGUGAUGAUGAUGAUGAGAAUGGAAAAUCGACUCAUUACUUUAUUUAUAUUGCUUGUGGUUAUGAACUUUGGGUAUUACAUUUACACCUUGAUUAUACAAUUCUAACUAGUGAAAUUGAUGUUGAAAAUACUAUUAUGCAAUUAUUUAGUACAAAAGGGAAAUUGAAUAUAUCACUUUCAGAAUUAUCAGCGUUAUGGACAUCUGAGAAGGUUGCUGAAAUUAAAAAAUACAACCUUGAUCAUGUUGUUGUCCAGAUGUCUGUAAUUAGCCAACAACCAGGUGUUAUUUCUCAGUGUGGCGUUGUAGCACUACUUUCGAAUGGAGAAGUUGUUAUUAUGCCUUAUACUUGUGAAGAUGAUGAAUUCCGUCAUAUUCGUGUUCAAAAUGACUCUCUCUCCAAUCUUUGGUGUACUUCACUCAGUACGUAUGCGGGUGGUGUACUUGUGACGCAUGCAGGAUCUGCUUUAUUCUACCCAUACGAUGAUGAGGGACUUUUAUUUAAACCACUUUGUGGAUCCAUAAACAAUUUGGAAAAUUUGAAAAUUGAUACAGUUGAACCACUUUAUGUUCCUGUCGGAAAUGAUAUGAUUUUAUUUAAAAUUGUGACAAGUUCAAUGAAAUCAGAACCAAGAAUUGUCAUCUUUAAUGAUAAAAAUGAAAUGAUAAUUAAUAUAAUGCUAUCUGAAUCAAAUUUAAGUGUUACUGCAUAUUGUGUAACUUCAGCAUAUUUUGAUACUCAAAAAUCCUUAUCUGUAAACUUGUUGUUAGCAACAUCUGACAGUGUUUUACGUCUAAUUAAAUGUUCUACAAAUGACUACAGUCAAUCAGGUGAAGGCAAAUGGGAACAAAUUAGAAUUUAUCCAACAGGUGAACAAGUCACUAAACUACUAACAAUAAACUGGAAUCCGUUGACAAUCAUGUGUGGACAUCAGUGUGGUGAAAUCAACUUUUAUACAAUACUGUAAUGCUGAUAUCUCUGUGUUAUCCAUUACACGUAAACAUAUCAUCCCAACUGCCUUAUAACUUUCACCUUACCUUUAUAGUAAACUAACUUUUAUAAAUGCACUUUCUUUUACACUUAAUCAAUCACGAUAUAUGUAUUCAAUAAAU
Messenger RNA from Trichobilharzia szidati, 9573 nucleotides. The record is from the annotation of a GenBank genome assembly. NCBI's taxonomy places the organism in Eukaryota, Metazoa, Platyhelminthes, Trematoda, Strigeidida, Schistosomatidae.